Trichophyton rubrum CBS 118892 is the source of this 2404-nucleotide messenger RNA. RefSeq lists its product as uncharacterized. Gene Ontology annotation, cellular component: cell cortex of growing cell tip; actomyosin contractile ring. The record is from RefSeq and is a predicted model, not a curated record. Gene Ontology annotation, molecular function: MAP kinase scaffold activity. The transcript has 2 exons. Lineage: Eukaryota; Fungi; Ascomycota; Eurotiomycetes; Onygenales; Arthrodermataceae. Bases 1 to 1398 code for a protein of 465 amino acids.
AUGCCUUUUGCGCUGGAUAAAGUGCUUGACCAUAGAAGGGACCUGAUGACUGGCGCAGGAAGUGCAGAACGUGACAAGAAACUUGCUGACGCCGAGGCCCAAGUAUCAGAGCUGCAAAAGAAAGUAGAAGAGCUGGAGUUGAUGCACAAAGAGAAAGAAGAAGAAGUCAACCCUCUCAGAAAAUCCAACGACAGCUCAAGCAGCUGGAAGGCAGAAAAGGCAGAAUAUGAAGAAUUGAAGCGUGAACUAGAAGAGCAGCUGUCUAAUACGCAUAAUCUGAACAAUGCAGUCCUCUCUCAACUCGAGGAGGCCCGGGAUCGGCAGAAGGACGCAGAGAUGGAACUAGAGAAGCUUCGCCAGGAGCAGCAAUCUGUUGAUGACAUCGCUAGCGGUAGCAGAUCCCAUGGCGGUGAUGAUGACUGGAAAAGCCGGUUUGAAGAUCUCGACCGAGAGCACGAAUCCCUCAAAGCGAAGCUCAAGCAACAACAAGAGGUCACUGAGCAAGUACGGCAACAAGCAGCAGCCUUCUUACAAGAAAUGCGAGCGCUGUCUGACGGUCACAGCUCAAACUGGGACCGUGAAGAACGUCUUAUACGGGACGUACAUCGGCUGGAGGCAGAGGUCAAGCACUGGAAGAAUCGCUAUGCAAAAUCAAAAACGCAGUUGCGACAUUUACGAUCUUCUUCUAUCGGGCUACCUGAUAACAUUCACGACGCGAACACCAUAGCAAAAGAUAACGCGCUGACCCAGCCUGACGGACUGGUUAAAGACGUACAUAUCACUAAGUUCCAAAUGGCCAUCGACGAGCUGUUGCGCAUUGCGCGUUCAGACGAGCCGUCCCUCGUGUUGGGUCAGAUGAAAGGGGUUGUACUUGCUGUUCGGUAUAUAACACAAGAUAUCGACAGUGCUGUUAAUGUUAACACAGCUACCGAUGACGAGCUGACAAAAAUCCGUGCUCGAGCCAAAGCACAGGUGUCAGCCACAGCGAACAAUCUGAUUACGGCUUCGAAAAACUUCGGAAACUCCAAUGGCCUGUCUCCUGUCUCUCUGCUAGAUGCAGCUGCAUCCCACCUGACUGCUGCUAUUGUCGAGCUGGUUCGAAAGGUGAAGAUCAGACCCACACCAGAGGACGAGCUUGCUGAUGAAGGAGAGGAAGACCAACUUCCUCCCAUGCAGUCGCCGGAAUAUUUCAGUGUGGCUCCCAGCCUGACGAGGUUCAGCGGUAAUGAAUCCAUCUACAGCGCCAUCAGCUCUCCGCCAUCUCUAAGGUCAAGAACAAACUCCCAUUCAAUGUCACGAAAUAGACUUUCGGGCGCUAAACAUGGCUAUCCGGGACUAUCUCCUGACAAAGACCUAGAAGAGCUUAGGGUAAGUUACACCAAUCUAUACUCCAUAUAACACUAGAAGUCACCCUUGAUCAUGCCUAACACAGUUUUGUAUAGCUCCACCUUGAAGAUCAGACCAGCUCUCUGGUUCACUCCAUACAAUCCCUCGUGGCUAGUAUCCGCGGGGAGGACUCCGUCUCCGCCAUCCAAUUGCACAUCAACACUAUUGCAGACGCAGUCGAGAAGGUCGUCACGUCUACAGAAACAGCCAUGGCUAAACCUAACGCCAACCCUGCUUUACGUGACAGAGCAGUCCCUGUCGUUGAGAUCCUGGCACGACUUCGCGAUAGUUUGCUCGACAUACGCACUGAAGUUAGCAAGCUCACUGACGGAACCGAGAUUCGUGAACUGAACAGCAGACUUCCACCCAUCGCCUUCCAAAUUGCCCGGGAGACGAAGGAGCUAGUCCAGCGCAUCGAUCAGAUCGAGUACGCUAGCCAGAACAGCGAGGAAGAUGACUUCCGUUAACCGAUUUAUACACUCAAUGCCUACUUCCAACCUACCCAUUCACUCUCAUCUUGCUCUUCUAUCAUUCCUAUUGAUAUGAUUCUCAUCUCACCACCUUACAGACUUACUUCUUUAUUUAUUUUGCUUCUUACUUGUCCAGCGGAAUGACCUGCUUUUUCAUUGGCGACUGAUUUCUUUUCUCUCUUGCAAACUUCUUCUGGGAUCCAGCUCUACGUUUAUGUUCGAUUCUCUCUUUCGGAGCCACUAGUUGCAAUCGCUCUUAUAUUCCCUUUUUAUUAUUAUUAUUAUUAUUAUUUUAUCCCCAGCGGGAGACUUACGGGCAACGGUGACGAGAUCGGAUGGAUGUACUUUUAUUCUCUCUCAAUAGAUAGGUAUUUCGUAUAUCCGACUAUUAUUUUAAUGUCAGUUACGGGCAAUCAUGCUACCUACCUCUUAUCUGUUCUCCCUGCAUCGCUUUCAUGUCUACUAAGGCCGUCCUUCGUAGGUAUGAGCUAUCGAAACAUGCAGAAGAGUUUUUUUCUCUCGUUGGCCUCGUUUCCUCUUUGGGCCUG